Trichobilharzia szidati is the source of this 1986-nucleotide messenger RNA. The record is from the annotation of a GenBank genome assembly. NCBI's taxonomy places the organism in Eukaryota, Metazoa, Platyhelminthes, Trematoda, Strigeidida, Schistosomatidae.
CCAAGGUCAGUGUAAAGUGCCGCGGUCAAUUUGGUACUGGCGCUUUACCUGGUGUGGAUUAGAUCUGUCAUCUCACUUUUUUUCCUGCAAUUUUCAGCAAGCUAAUAUGCAUAGCUGAAUAAAGCACUACAAAGUUGCAUAGAAAAAAAAUAAAUAAAUAAAUAAUGGAAACAUCUGAACCCAGUUGUAUUGUUUUAUCUAGUGAAUAUGAAGGUAGGUGUUUCUGUCAUCUAAACUAGCCUUAUUAUAAUUUUCAUAAUAAUAAUUAUUAUUAUUAGAAAAUGUCAAUGCAAAAUCACCAUGUUCAGCAAAUUGUUGUCAUAGCAUCAAAGACUCUGACGUAUUAAAACAUUCGAAUGAAAAUCAAUUAUCUGAUCAUUAUGCAGAGAUAUACUCACCUGCUGACAGUCUUUCUAGUUCAGAGUCAGUUGAAAUCCCCUGUGAUAUACCUGAUGGUCCUAUGUAUCAUGAUCUUGCUGCUUAUAUAAAUUCAGUUGUUGUAGCUAGUACAAAGCAAUCGUCAUCACUAUCAUCAAAUCAUAUGGAUUCCCAAUCAAAAUUGUAUCCAAAUGCAAGUGAUACUAAUGAGCUUCAGUCAUACCCUGAGAUUGUAUCAGACACACCUGCAAAUAUGGAUACAACAGAUGCAACAAAUGUUACGCAAAUAAGUCAGAAUGACACUGAUCUUUCAUCAUCGUCAUGUCCCACUCAGCAAAUUGAUGUUGUACAGAAUUCAGUAGAACAAGCUGGAGGUGACAUGUUUACAGAGUUUUGUGAAGAUGAUUUCGCUGAUUUUGUAAGUAACGGUCCAGCUGAUGAAAAUUGGGCUACAUUUACUGACGAGACAGUUGACAACAUCGACAGUAAGGUUAAUAAUGCUCCUGAUGUCAUAAACUCCGAGAAUUUUACAGAAGAAGAUAAUGAUAGUGAAGAUUUUGGAGAAUUUACUCAGUUUACACCAAGUGUAGUAGCUGUUCCACCAACUACAGUGGAAAUACCCAGUGAUUGCAGACUUACAAAUGAAAGACAAACAUCAACUCCAGGAAUCUUGGAACGGUUACUCUUGAAGCUGGAGCCUUCAUUGGAUAAAGCUUUUGGGCAGCAUUUUAUCAAUCCACAUGUCAGCGAAAAUUUAAAAUCUUCACAUGGAUCGAUUGAAAUUGGCCUACAAGCCUGCUCAGGCGAACAGCCAUCAUCAAAAGAAGUUUUGUCGUCAUCAACUAUGCUCAAUCAUCGCAUUUGGAAUCGUCUGUGUAGUCCAGAUCGACUGCCUGAAGUACAUCAACAAUGGUGGAAAUCUCCAAUUUUCAUGACAUAUUUAAACGCUAUCGACGUGAAUGCUCAAAAUGCGAUUCCAGCCUUUGCCAGUCAACUACGUCUACUUGAACCUGUUCGAUUGACUAGUCAAAAUUAUUUGAGCAAGAAUACACUUACAAAUGGUGGCUGUCAUACUCAGGGAAACAAUGAGCAACAUUCAGUUUUAUCAGCUAAUAAUAAUAAUACUGCGAAGUCAUUGAACUUCAAAGCUGACAAUGAUCAAGUGUACAAGAACAAUAAUGACAAUAGCAAUGGUAAAAUAACUGAAUAUCUGGAUUUAGACUUUUUUGAAACACGAGAAAGUCAACAGAAUUCAAGGAGUCCAUCCAACGGAGGUGAACGAGGUAGUGAUGACAAUAAACACUUAAAGUUAUCAGAUUUAGAAGCUGAACUGUCAGCCUAUACUAUUCCUCCACCAACCAAUUGUCAACCGCCUCCUCCUCCGUUGGUAGCAGAUUUAAAACUCUUAGAGAUGGGAAAUAAACGUUCCAAACUGAGUGACACGGUUCGUUCCACACUGAAACGUUUACCAAUCAUUAAUUAUAUGCGUUCCAAGCGUCUUAUGUUCCCUGUUCAACAACAGCAACAGCAACCACAGAACUCUCCACAAUGAUGAUGAUGAUGAUGAUGAUGAUGAGCAUACUGUGUUCCGUCUAUGUGACCUCUUUU